This is a messenger RNA of Ichthyophthirius multifiliis, 568 nucleotides long. RefSeq lists its product as hypothetical. The transcript has a single exon. The record is from RefSeq and is a predicted model, not a curated record. The annotation marks the transcript as partial. NCBI's taxonomy places the organism in Eukaryota, Ciliophora, Oligohymenophorea, Hymenostomatida.
UAAACUAAAAACAAAUUUUCUUAUUUCCUUUAUUAUUCGAAAAAAUUCAAAUUCUAUAUGAUUUUCGCCCAAUUCUUAAGUAUUUUUUUCGAACAAGUGAAAAAGCUGUCCCCAUUAAAAAUACUCAAAAUUCCCUUUUUUAUUUCCCUUUAAAUUUCCGGACUUUUUUUUAUUAAAACUUAUAUUAAAAAAGAAAUUUCUUCCAAACAAAAAAUAACCUCUUCCUAUAUAUUGCUAGAUCCUCUUUUUCCGAAUAAAUCCAUUAAAGGUUCCAAAAAUUCACGUGUUCGGAUAUAUAUACGAUCUUACUUUUCCAAAGAAUAACAGUUUUGGAGUAAAGGAAGUGAUAUUUGUUAUAAAAGCUUAAAAUUCUAUAUAUUUUAUGUAUUUUAUUAUGGGUUAUUUAAAAUAUAGGUAGAGAUUUAUAUUAGCUUUUAAUUUAUUAGAUCGUGCAGGCUUUUUUGAAAAUUCCCUUAUAAGAUUUCUUUAGGUGAAUAUUUUUCGCUUAAGAUAUAAAUGAAAUCUAAAAUAUUAGAAGUUGUAGUUAUAAAAGGAGAAGAAGUGAAAA